Messenger RNA from Meriones unguiculatus (Mongolian gerbil), 2742 nucleotides. RefSeq names its product solute carrier family 46 member 2 (gene Slc46a2). The transcript is spliced from 4 exons. The record is from RefSeq and is a predicted model, not a curated record. Gene Ontology annotation, molecular function: transmembrane transporter activity. Gene Ontology annotation, cellular component: membrane. Gene Ontology annotation, biological process: transmembrane transport. Lineage: Eukaryota; Metazoa; Chordata; Mammalia; Rodentia; Muridae. Bases 332 to 1762 code for a protein of 476 amino acids.
UGCUCAGAGGUCAGGGAAGGUGGGUUGUGCGGCCAGCCAGCUCCAGGUACUUGGGGAGAGAGCCAAGGCUCGUGGGUGCUUCUCUGGGCGGUCUCCAGCCGGCUCAGCCUGACCUGGGUGGAGGUAGAGGCGGAGCACUGCUUUUUCUGACCUAAGGAGGAGGGGCCGCAGCCAGGCAAGGCCCUUGGCAGCUAAACUGUCACACACGCUGCCCCAGCCCAUCUCCCAAGGCAAGCACCUGAACCGCACUCUGGGACUGAGCCCUGAGCUGCUUUGGGAGCAUCUUCUUGUCUCUGGGACAGCAAGCCCUGUCCCCUAUCACACAGGUCACAUGGGUCCUGGGGUCACCUGUCCGUGGGGCAGCCAGCUCUCUGGCUUCCAGGUGAGGACUUGGACGGAGCCUGUGGUGGCCUUGACCCAGGUGGCCGGCUCCCUCUAUGAUGCAGGGCUACUCCUGGUAGUGAAGGAGUCCUUUGCACCUGGGGCUGGAGGCUCCUCCAAUUACAGUGCCAGCCAGUUGCUCAGGGGGCACCAGGAGGACCAACAGCAGAAGGCCAUCUCCAAUUUCUACAUCAUCUACAACCUUGUGGUGGGCCUGACGCCCCUGCUGUCCGCCUAUGGACUGGGCUGGCUCAGUGACCGUUACCAUCGCAAGAUCUCUAUCUGUACGUCGAUGCUGGGCUUCCUGCUGUCCCGCAUCGGACUCCUGCUCAAAGUGACGCUGGACUGGCCGGUGGAGGUGAUGUACGGAGCAGUGGCACUCAACGGGCUCUGCGGGGGCUUCUCCGCUUAUUGGUCCGGGGUCAUGGCCCUGGGAUCCCUGAGCUGCUCCGAAGGCCACCGCUCCUUGCGCCUCAUCGUCAUCGAUUUGGUCCUGGGCUUGGCCGGGUUCUGUGGGAGUAUGGCCUCGGGGCAUCUCUUCAAGCAGAUCGUUGGGCACUCGGCGCAAGGCCUCCUGUUAACUGCCUGCAGCGUGGGGUGUGCAGCCUUUGCCCUUCUCUACAGCCUCUUUGUGCUGAAAGUCCCCGAGUCUGGGUCGGAACCCAGCAAGGUGUUCGCCGUGGAUACGGUGUCUGGCAUGGUAGGCACCUAUCGAACUCUGGAUCCAGAUCAACUAGACAAGCAGAAUGCACCAGGAAGCCCGCCGACUCCUGGGAAAGGGAAGCCCUCCCGAACCAUUGUUGCCCUGCUAUUUGUGGGAGCCAUCAUCUAUGACCUGGCCGCUGUGGGCACAGUGGAUGUCAUGGCCCUUUUUGUGCUAAAGGAGCCUCUCAGUUGGAACCAAGUGCAGCUGGGCUAUGGGCUGGCUUCUGGGUACAUAAUCUUCAUCACCAGCUUCUUGGGUGUCUUAGUCUUCUCCCGCUACUUCCGGGACACCACGAUGAUCAUAAUCGGGAUGGUUUCCUUUGGGUCUGGAGCCCUUCUCAUGGCCUUUGUGAAGAAGACAUACAUGUUCUACAUUGCCCGAGCCAUCAUGAUGUUUGCACUCAUCCCCAUCACCACCAUCCGAUCAGCCAUGUCCAAACUCAUAAAGGACUCUUCCUACGGAAAGGUGUUCGUCAUAUUGCAGCUGUGCCUAGCUCUGACUGGGGUGGUGACAUCCACCAUAUUUAACAAGAUCUAUCAGCUCACCCUGGAUAAGUUCAGUGGCACCUGCUUUGUUCUAUCCUCGUUUCUCUCCUUCUUGGCCAUUGUCCCAAUUAGCAUUGUGGCCUACAAACAAGUCCCAAGGUCAUCACAAGAAGAGAGUGCAGAGAAAUGAAGAAGCUGAAAACAGUGAUAACCAGGUUCUGCCCAUGAAACCCCAGUUCCGGCCUUCCAAUGACCUGCUGUGGCUCUUGGGUCCCUGGUGGGCGGGAAAAUCACUUUCUGGGUUUUGGAGGAAAUUUUCUAGUUCUCAGAUGCCUCUGCCAGGUAGAGGUAAGGAUCUGUGUGUACAAGCUGCUUGCACGGGCAUCCUAGGUCUUGGAGGGGUUCCAUUCAGCCAGCCCCCUUUCCACCACUGUCUGAAAGGCUUCAAUGGAGCCUUAGGUCACAGGGGCACUAAGCUGGGAGGCGUGGCUACAGCCUGCAUUUCACCAGCCCGAGAGAAUGAACACAGAAUGGACAUUUGUAAAAACUGACAAUAGUUUUGUAUGCUUGGUAACAGUUUUCAAGUUAAUGUAAAAUCUUGGGGGGGGGGGGAAUGAGUUUUCUUGGUUUCCUCGGCUGGAAACAAGAGCAGUGAAAUGCAAGGGAGUGUUGCAUUGUUACCGUUAGGAAGCGAAGAUGAGGACUGGGGCUGAAGCUCAGUUAGUGGAGUGCUCUCCUGGCAUGCACCAGGCCUGAGUUCAAUCUUCCGCACCACAAAAACCAGGUAUGGUUGUGCAUACCUGUACUCCCAGAACUUGGAGGGGGGGGCGGUUGAGGCAGAAAGAUCGCAGGUUCAAGGCUAUUCUUGGCUGUAUUACCAGUCAGAGACCAGCUGGGAAUACACUAGAUCCUGCCUCAAAAAACAGAAACAAACCCAGCAACAGCAAAACCCAGCAAGUGCCAGGAGACUUCCUUAGUGACUUAGCUGACUUUCAGUCAACACUGUCCUGAGUGGAUGGUGUUAAAAGGCAGGGAUGUGCUGCCAGCUUAUUCUGAGUUGUUUAUCCUGAUUGUCUGCUUUGCUUACAAAGCAGAAUCGUCUUCUAAUAAAAUCAAUAUUCACAAUGUAAGCACAAAUCCUUCUUUCUCUGCUAGGCUCCCCCUGUAACU